AUGGAUGUUUGGCCGGAAUUUCUGAGGAUCAGUUGGGGUCGGGAGUUUUUGGCCGGCAGCAUUGGCGGCACCGCCGGUGUCCUGACGGGUUAUCCACUCGACACAUUGAGAAUAUGGCAACAACACUCGAGCAAAGAAUCGGCAUUUGCUAUACUACACCAUGAGGGACCGUUCGCACUUUUUUGUGGCAUGUUUGCUCCCCUCGCUUCAAUCUCCUUUCAGAACGCUAUUGUUUUCCAAUCUUACGCUACUUUGUCGCGAGCAUUCGACACGAACAUCACAACAGUCGAACCACCGUCGUACAAAGGAGUUGCGCUCGGAGGAAUAGGAGCGGGAGCCAUACAAAGUCUGGUCAUAACCCCAAUCGAGCUAAUCAAAAUUCGCCUACAAUUGCAAAGAAAAACCGAGAACAAUAUCAACCAAUCGGGUCUACUAGACGUAACACGAAACAUACUUAAAAAACAAGGUUGGAGAGGAAUGUACCACGGACUAUGCAUUACAUUACUCAGAGACACACCGUCUCACGGUGUAUAUUUUUGGACAUACGAGUUUGCGCGAGAACAAAUCCAUCCAGGAUGUAGGAAAAACGGACAAGAAUCGUUCGCGACUAUGCUUUUUUCGGGCGGUCUUGCGGGAGUUACAAGUUGGAUUAGUUGUUAUCCUUUUGAUGUGCUCAAGACAAGAAUUCAAGCACAAUCGAAAUAUUGUGGGGUAUUUGAUUCAUUUAAAAGAUGUGUCGAGCAAGAUGGAUAUUGUGUGUUGUGGAGAGGUAUAUGGAUGACACUUUCUAGGGCCUUCAUCGUGAAUGGUGCAGUUUUUAUGUCCUAUGAGGGAGCUAUGAGAUUCAUAUCCAACAACAACGAUGAUAUAUAA
Molecule: messenger RNA, 873 nt
Organism: Striga hermonthica
Lineage: Eukaryota; Viridiplantae; Streptophyta; Magnoliopsida; Lamiales; Orobanchaceae
Source: the annotation of a GenBank genome assembly